Galendromus occidentalis (western predatory mite) is the source of this 690-nucleotide messenger RNA. RefSeq names its product probable cytochrome P450 6a18. NCBI's taxonomy places the organism in Eukaryota, Metazoa, Arthropoda, Arachnida, Mesostigmata, Phytoseiidae. The record is from RefSeq and is a predicted model, not a curated record. The transcript is spliced from 2 exons. Gene Ontology annotation, molecular function: iron ion binding; heme binding; oxidoreductase activity, acting on paired donors, with incorporation or reduction of molecular oxygen. The coding region runs from base 1 to 690 and encodes 229 amino acids.
AUGAUAUCCGGAGUUCUGAUCAUCUUCGUGUCGCUUCUGGCUGUGGAACUAAUACGUCGACGAAGGAAGAAGUUACGAUUUUUCAAAGACCGUGGAAUACCCGGUCCUGAACCCCAUUUUUUAUGGGGACACUUCUUCGAGAUAAGUUCAGAUCACUUAUACUGGAUCAACGAAUGGAGCAACGAAUUCGGUGAUCCAUUCGGUGUGUUCUUGGGAGAUAAGCCUUUUCUCGUGACGCAAAACUUGGACAUCGCCCGAGAGGUUCUCAUCAAACAGUUCCCCAAGUUCACCAAUCGCGGCAGGAAAUUCGGUCUGGAGGAAAAUCAUCCGCUGAAACUGUUUGCUCUCCACGACGACCCGGUGUGGAAACACCUCAGAAGCGCUGUUUCGCCUGGAUUCUCCUCGAAGAAAAUCAGGGAAAUGACACCGCUGAUUCUGAAGAGUAUCGAGGGUUUCAGACGUAAACUGAUCACUCUCUCGGCCUCUCAAGAAGCUUUCGAUGUUUACCCGCUCCUUCAGAAACUGACCAUGGAAAACAUUGGUCGAACCAUUUUCGGUGUCGAUCUCAACACGCAAGCUGAUACGAACGUCUCCAGCCCUCUCGAGAAAACAGCGAUCUACGCACCGUUGAACAUGAUGAGAGGCCGUUUAGAUUUGAUCUGCACCACCUUUGAAUGGAAACCGAACUGA